Molecule: messenger RNA, 1022 nt
Organism: Myripristis murdjan (pinecone soldierfish)
Lineage: Eukaryota; Metazoa; Chordata; Actinopteri; Holocentriformes; Holocentridae
Product: interferon alpha-inducible protein 27-like protein 2A
Exons: 4
Coding region: 145-528 (127 amino acids)
Biological process (GO): release of cytochrome c from mitochondria; intrinsic apoptotic signaling pathway
Cellular component (GO): mitochondrial membrane
Source: RefSeq, a predicted model, not a curated record
CGAGCGACUUACAGAGAAAUAAAGCGAGAAAACAGGCUCUCCUCCACCGGCUGCACCAGAGGAGCGGCAUUCCUCUGGGAUGGGCUGCUCCUAUGGCAUCCUUUGGUUAAGCUCACGGGGUGGCUUAGUCUUAUUUUCCAAUGGAUGCUGCUCUGUUUAAGUUUCGUUUCCCCUGAAAUGAGAGGUGGCCGGGAUAUAAAGGCUGACCAGAGGAACAGCGGCUCAGACUCAGAGGAGAUGGGGUUGCUUACUACUGUUGUGGCCGUUGCAGCUGGCGCAGGGGGCACAGUGGUCCUGGCUCCUGUUGUUCUGGGGGCUGUAGGCUUCACCUCAGUCGGGAUAGCAGCAGGCUCGUACGCCGCUGGCAUGAUGUCCACCGCUGCAAUUGCCAAUGGAGGAGGAGUGGCAGCAGGGAGUCUGGUGUCUGUUCUGACGUCAGCAGGGAUGGGUGGCCUGGGAACAGCCGCCACUGCGACUCUGGCCACCGUUGGAGGAAGUGUGGGUGCAGCUGUGGCUGCACUCAUCUGACACCAAAUAUAAAUCCAUGAGAGAAUGGCACAAUUAUGCACUAGAGUUACAUAAUGCAGUAACAGCUUAGUAGCAUAAUCUUAACUUAGUCAUCAAGAAUGCUUAAGCAUCACCAUGUGUGAAAUAUAUAUAUAUAUAUAUAUAUAUAUAUAUAUAUAUAUAUAUAUAUAUAUCAAAUAUUGUUCGUAUCUAUACCAACCAUUCAGCCUAAAAAAUCCUCCUAAUGAGCCAGUUAACUAAAUAAAAAUGACAGUAAAUUUUCAAAUGAUUGAGUUCUAAUCAUUCCCACUUUACUUUGGCAUUUGAAUAAACUGGACCAUUACUUGGAAAUGUGGAAGGAAGGUAUCCUCUUAGUGUUGAUUGACUUUGAUCAUCAUAACUGUGGUACCAUUUAAUCUUAAAGCAAAUAAAUCCCUUUUUUCCUGCUUUUGCAUUCUCAAAGAUUUCUUGUAUCCAGUUUGAAGAAAUUCUCAUUAAAAUGCAUUUGAAAAGAU